AUGGAGGCUAAGGAAGAAGAACUGAGGAAGAGUGGGGAGGCCAAGUAUGCCCACCUGAGUGACGAGCUGCAUGUAUUAAUUGAAGUGUUUGCUCCACCUGGGGAAGCUUAUUCACGGAUGAGUCAUGCUUUGGAAGAGAUUAAAAAAUUUCUGGUUCCUGACUACAAUGAUGAAAUUCGUCAAGAACAACUUCGGGAGUUGUCUUACUUGAAUGGCUCAGAAGAGUCUGGCCGAGGCCGAAGUAUUCGAGGCAGAGGGAUCAGAUUAACUCCCACAGCUCCAUCAAGGGGCCGUGGGGGUGCUGUUCCACCACCACCACCACCUGGACGAGGUGUUCUGACUCCUCGGGGGACUACUGUAACCCGCGGAGCUCUUCCAGUGCUCCCAAUAGCAAGAGGUGUCCCGACACCUCGAGCCCGGGGGACAGCAGCAGUACCAGGAUACAGAGCACCCCCACCUCCAGCUCAUGAGGCUUAUGAAGAAUAUGGGUAUGAUGAUGGCUAUGGUGGUGAAUAUGAUGACCAGACCUAUGAGGCUUAUGAUAAUAGCUAUGUGACACCAACACAAAGUGUGCCUGAAUACUAUGACUAUGGUCAUGGAGUAAAUGAGGAUGCCUAUGAGAGCUACGCACCGGAAGAAUGGGCCACAACUCGCUCCAGCCUGAAGGCACCACCACCAAGGUCAGCCAGAGGGGGAUUCAGGGAACACCCCUAUGGUAGAUAUUGA
Molecule: messenger RNA, 726 nt
Organism: Grammomys surdaster
Lineage: Eukaryota; Metazoa; Chordata; Mammalia; Rodentia; Muridae
Gene: Khdrbs2
Product: KH RNA binding domain containing, signal transduction associated 2
Exons: 7
Coding region: 1-726 (241 amino acids)
Biological process (GO): regulation of alternative mRNA splicing, via spliceosome
Cellular component (GO): nucleus
Molecular function (GO): poly(A) binding; mRNA binding
Source: RefSeq, a predicted model, not a curated record